CAGAAACGCGGGGUUGAUGAUAAGGAUCUCCUUCCAUACUUCCCUUACCGAGAUGAUGGGGAGAAAAUAUUGGAGGUUAUUGAACAAAUGGUGAAGGAAUAUAUGGACUUGUAAGUAUGAAUAGUUCUUGAGGGAGUUCACCAACCGGGAAUCGAAAUGGGAAUUGUAAUCUAAUGGUAAAUGAAUCAAACCAAGCCUAAAACCGGAGCUCCUUCUAAAUACUCUAAUUACCCAUUUAGAUUUCUCUCGAUGUUUCUGAUUAGCUAGUACCUAGCUAAUUCUUCUUAACAAGCCGUCUAUCCAACUUUGACGAUGUUUGCCGACAUCGAUAAAAACGACCUCAUCGAGGAACAGGCAAAUGUUGUUAAGACUGGAAGGUUGGUUAAGCAUGUUUUGAAGUUGGAAAUACAUUUGAACGAUUUAUGAACAACGAUUUUACGAUUCGGCUUUUUUGAAGGAUUUUGCAGAUUACAAGGAUGAUAUCCACCUCGGUCAUAGUCACCCUAUCCAAAAAUUGCUAAAAAAAAAUGAAAUGAUAACGGUCUAGAAAAUAACUGGGACGCGCAGAUUCAUAUGGAAAUAUCUGCAAAGAUCCGAUGCUGCCUCUUGUCCUUCUCGUACUGAGGUUCACAAAGAUACUUGAUAUUGAUGAUAGUUCUUGACUCAGAGACCACAUAUGAGAAAAAUUAAAUUACCGCAUUUUUUUAUUGUUUUAGGUAUUAUUACGACAAUCUAGACGUAAAGGAAGACAAAGAAUUUGGCAACUUUCUCAAUGAGUUGUCUAUUGAGGGAAACCCGCUUUUCCACGGCCGCAUUGGAAAGGUAAGCUUACUGAGAAGUUUUUCAUCAGUUGUUGCUUGUCGCUGCCAUUAUUCUUACCAAAUGCUACUAACCUAGCAGAAUUAGCCUUGCACUUUAAACUUAUUCAAUCCUCUUUGCGGAUGAGCAUUGUUUGGAAAUUCUUUAUGGAUCUUGUAACAAAAUUGGAUGGUAAUUUCCUAACUGCUUCGCUAUUUUGCGCGACUGGUUCUCGACCAAUCAAAAGCCAAAAAUAUAAGACAAAUUUGGCUGGCUACAACUUAUUUACUAGUCCAUUUAUCACCUAAAACGGACAGGCGUAUAAGUGAAUCAUCCUUUAUAUUAACAGAUUAAAGGUUUACCGCCAAAGAUCAAUACUAAAGAAGAACUCUGUGAUAUUUUAUCUCGGAUCAUCUCACAACUGAGCCUCCAACACUCCACAGUCAACUACCCGCUAUCAGACUAUGCUGAGUACACUCCUAACCUACCAACGAAGCUGUACAAUGACACCAGACUGAAGGAAGGGGAAUUCUCUGUUCUGCGACUGCCAAACAGGAAUACAUCUGUUGUAAGUUUUUCAAGUUUAACUAGUUUCGUAACUGGCUAAUUAAAUGUGUUAGUUUGAAGCUACCUUUCGUGUUAAAUAGUUUUAUCACUGUUUCUGCCUCCUGAUAUGGAGAGUUAGUUUUUCGGUCUGCACGUGUAAUUGAAUUACAGCACCAGCCUUCUCUCAAUCAGUCUUCCUUUUCAAAGCGGCAUUUUAAAUCUUCACUGAGUCGAUGGAAGUCUUUCUUUCAACUAGUUCACUUUCUUUUUUAAAUUGUGAGUAUAAGCAGCUCCACCAUUUUAUAUAGUAGCCAGAUACAGCCCACAAUCCCUUGAUUGAUUAUGGUGAUACAUUGACCUUUUAGACUAGUAAAACCAAAUUUUUGUGGUCCUCUCUUCCUCUAACACUGCAGCACAGUUUCGGUUUCAGUUUCUAUUAGACCCCUCAUGUUAACUGCGCCUUACACCUUCCGAGCGAAGCCAGUUUGACUUUAAUAACAUAAUGUUAAUGAAGCGUUUUAAAUGCCAACAAUUAUUGGUAUUUCUGAAACGGUAACGUUCAAGCCAACGGUCCAUAUGGGAGAUCCUUCAUGAAUAGUAACUAAGGGAGUCUGUUUGUGGUCGACAGUAGAUAAAUUCGUUGAAGAAGGUGUUUCAGUUCAUUAGUCAACAUAGUCUUCCCAGUGAGCCACUGUUCUGUCUAAGGGCCUGUUUACAUGGAGGUGUGGUACCCCAGGUAGGUGAGGUAAAAUAUGGCGGGUCAGCCCACCUAUCAUGUAAACGUGAUCAAAUUAAAAUGAGAGAUGAUAUGGACAAACGGGUUACCCCACCUAAGCGGGUUACCUCACUUACCUGGGGUCCCCCACCUCCAUGUAAACAGGCCCUAAAACUUGAUGGUGAGCCAGUGGUACCCUGUAUAUCUUCCUACCGUGAAAAUAUGGUUUCACACAUCUUAAUUUCCAGAUCGAAGCCAGCUUCAGUAACUCCCUGGCGUUAUACCGUUUGGACACUUUAUUUGACUACGGCAACAACCUUGAGGACAUCAAAGCUGUGAAUCUUAUCAACGAAUACUACAGUUACCUCAUGUACGAGGUUCAACCUAAGAUGCAAGAAGUGAAUGAAGAACGAAAGGAGAGAGGUGAUCUGACCUACCCCUUCCUUAUCCCGAGAUGGAUACCUAAUGGAAUUCAGACCUAA
Porites evermanni is the source of this 2541-nucleotide messenger RNA. Lineage: Eukaryota; Metazoa; Cnidaria; Anthozoa; Scleractinia; Poritidae. The record is from the annotation of a GenBank genome assembly.